This is a messenger RNA of Lonchura striata (white-rumped munia), 885 nucleotides long. The record is from RefSeq and is a predicted model, not a curated record. Lineage: Eukaryota; Metazoa; Chordata; Aves; Passeriformes; Estrildidae.
AUGGAGGAGGAGGCUGCGAGGAAGAUGCCCUGGGACCCCGAGGCAGAGCAGGAGCUGAGGAUGGAGAGCAGGAAGGACAAAUCCCUGCAGCAGAACCUCAUGGAAGAAGCGAUUUUGAGCAACUCCACAGCACAGGAAUCCAACAGGGAGGAAAAUCCCUGGAGAUCUCACAGGAGGAGGGGCUGCAAGCCCAGCCCAGGAUGCUCUGAGGAGGAAAGACCCACUCUGGGCCAGGAAGGUGGGCAGAGCUUCAGCCAGAGCUCGGAGCUGGUGGUCCCUGAGAAGCUUCCAGAUGGGGAGAAGCCCUACAAGUGCUUGGUGUGUGGGAAGAGCUUCAGGCAGAGCAACAAUCUAAAAUUACACCAGAUGAUCCACACCAGGGUAUGGCCCUACGAGUGUGGGGAGUGUGGGAAGGGAUUCAGCUGCAAAUCCCACCUUGUCAGGCACUUACACAUCCACACUGGGGAGAGGCCCUACAAGUGUGGGGAGUGUGGGAAGGGAUUCAGCUCCAACUCUCACCUUGUCAGACACCAAUGCAUCCACACCGGGGAAUGGCUCUUUGAUUGUGGGGAAUGUGGGAAGGGCUUCAGCUGGAGUUCCGACCUCAUCAUCCACCAACGCAUCCACACUGGGGACAGGCCCUACGAGUGUCCUGAGUGUCAGAAGAGGUUUCACAGCAGCUCCGGUCUCCUCAGACACCAGCGGAUUCACAUGGAUGAGAGGCCUUUCCGCUGCCCUGACUGUGGCAAGGGCUUCAAGCACAAGUGCAACCUUGUCAGGCACCGGCGCAUCCACACCAGGGAGAGGCCCUAUGGGUGUCCCCAGUGUGGGAAGGCCUUUACCCGGAGCUCUGAAUUGACCAAACACCAACGGAGCCACCGGUAA